Molecule: messenger RNA, 1915 nt
Organism: Scomber japonicus (chub mackerel)
Lineage: Eukaryota; Metazoa; Chordata; Actinopteri; Scombriformes; Scombridae
Gene: hacd3
Product: 3-hydroxyacyl-CoA dehydratase 3
Exons: 11
Coding region: 109-1182 (357 amino acids)
Biological process (GO): very long-chain fatty acid biosynthetic process; sphingolipid biosynthetic process; fatty acid elongation
Cellular component (GO): endoplasmic reticulum membrane
Molecular function (GO): 3-hydroxyacyl-CoA dehydratase activity
Source: RefSeq, a predicted model, not a curated record
AUUUGAAGCUUUCCAGAUCAGCUAGCAUGCUGAGGCUUCAGUCAUUGUCCGCCCAACGCAAUAUUUGGUUAAAACAAAGCUGUACAAAAAAAAGAAAAGAAAGCAACAAUGACACUCACACCGCUCGUUUACUGGGCUCAACGCCAUGAAGACAUUUACCUGCGAGUAGAGCUGACAGACGCUCAGAAUAUUGACGUCUGUGUACAUGAAAACGUCCUUCAGUUUAGAGCCCAGGGUCAUGGUGCUAAAGGACAAAAUGAGUAUGAGUUCAGCCUGGAGUUUGUUUUGCCAGUAAAGCCAGAGGUGAGCCACAGGUCCACACAACGACAGGUGAAUAUUACAGUGCGGAAAGAACAGCGUGGCUGGUGGGAAAGACUGACCAAACAGGAGCGCAAGCCAGUCUUCCUGGCACCUGACUUUGAUCGCUGGCUGGACGAGUCAGACGCAGAGAUGGAAAUCCGGGAAAAGGAGGAGAAAAGGAACAGACUGAAGGCUUCAAGGCAUACAGAGGAUGACUUUGUCAGCCUAAAAACUGGAUUUUUAUUUAUAUAUAACCUGGUGCAGUUUCUUGGCUUCUCGUGGAUCUUUGUCAACAUGACUGUGCGGCUCUAUAUCUUUGGCCAAGAUUCCCUCUAUGACACAUUUCACACCAUAUCGGAUGUGAUGUUCUUUUGCCAGAUCCUGGCAACAGUAGAGGUCCUCAAUGCUGCUUUUGGUGUUGUCAAGACAGGUGUUUUCCCAACUCUUAUACAGGUGGUUGGAAGGAAUUUUAUCCUCUUCAUCAUUUUCGGUAGCUUGGAGGAAAUGCAUAACAGGCCUGUUGUGUUCUUCGUUUUCUAUUUGUGGAGCGCCAUCGAGAUAUUUAGGUAUCCAUUUUACAUGCUGGGCUGUUUUAAUACAGAGUGGAAAACUCUCACGUGGCUGCGAUACACAAUCUGGAUACCACUGUACCCAUUAGGUGUUUUAGCUGAAGCUGUUGCUGUGAUACAAUCCAUUCCCAUCUUUGAUGAGACCAAACUCUUCACCAUCCGUCUGCCGAAAGCCAUUGGCACUUCUGUCAGCUUCUCUUAUGUCCUGUUCGUGUAUCUUGUUCUCAUGAUUCUGGGCCUUUUUAUCAACUUUCGUCAUCUCUACAAGCAAAGGAAGAGGCGUUUCCGCACCAAGAAGAGGAAAGCAAAUUGAGUUUCAGCAUCAACAACAGCUCAACUCCUCAAACACCUUUACUGCCUGCUCAUUCCUGGGGAAACAUUUUUGAAAUGAUCCUCAUAAUCAACCAUGCUCCACUUAAACAGUUCUCAUUAAGAAGUUUUCUUUUCUGCUGCCUAUUUGCUCUCAAUAAAAUGGUUUCCUUAAUGGUAAACAACAACAUCCUACAGAUGGUGCAAGAUUUCAUUGCUGCACUGACAGUUUAACUCUUAAGAUGAUCUGAUUUCUCUUUCCUGUCAUCAUAAGCAUUUUGUUAAUUGGUAAUGAAAUAAGCCAUAGAACAUGAUUUUUCGUUUCCUUUUCAAUCUUAACUUGUUUUGGGUGUACUUGUUUUAAGCUGUAAAAAAAACCUUGUAUUUUCUGCUAAAUGAAUUGCAACAAGCACUGAAUCCCCUGCUGGUGUCAGUUGCAAUUGUGCGAAUGAAGAAAGUGACAAUAUUCUCAACAAAUACUGUAUUUGUGAUCAUUCCAGAUUUCUUAACUGUCCCACAAGCCUCAGGGAAAAUUAUACUAGUGACUGCUGAAGGGAGAGCACUUUUUUGUCCCUUAUGCUCAGUAACAACCUGUUAUGAAUUAAUUCAUUUGUGUCACUUCCUCACUGCUUUUUUUCAUCAUUUUGACCUGAAAUGCCAACAUUUACAGUCAUAUCCCAUGUUUGAUGUAUAUGUAGCAGUUAUUUGAUAAUUAAUAAAAAACAACUUUAAACCUG